Messenger RNA from Branchiostoma belcheri (Belcher's lancelet), 1387 nucleotides. RefSeq lists its product as uncharacterized. Gene Ontology annotation, cellular component: cytosol; nucleus. The transcript has 7 exons. Gene Ontology annotation, biological process: fatty acid transport. Lineage: Eukaryota; Metazoa; Chordata; Leptocardii; Amphioxiformes; Branchiostomatidae. The record is from RefSeq and is a predicted model, not a curated record. Gene Ontology annotation, molecular function: fatty acid binding. Bases 49 to 903 code for a protein of 284 amino acids.
GUUUUACCGGUCAAGAAACCUGUCACCUGUCUCCACGAUCAUCUUAGAAUGUCGUUUGACUUAAAGAAAAUAUCUGGCACUUAUAAGAUCACCGGGAAAUCCGACAACUUUGGAGAGAUCAUGCAGAAACUUGGAGUCCCACCAGAGGCCCUUGAGAAGCUCCUUGCCUCAGAGAUUAAGAAAGAAGUGACAGUGUCUGGUGACACGUUUACUGACAGGACAAUAUUUGGUCGGGAAUGUGCGAACACUCACACACUAGGACAGGAGAGUGAGGAAACAGACGCAGUGGGGAACAAGAGGAAGGUGACCUAUACCAUGGAGGGAGACACCCUGGUGUACGUGUACCCUGACUAUGACGGGAAGGGACUGGUGGUCCAACAGACACUCCGGUGGACGGACGACAAGACCAUACUACAUGGACUUCUAGCAGGUGACGCUCUCGUCUGGUCUUUUCCUCUCACCCGAGAAAAAUCGUCCAAAAUGCCGUUUGACUUGGCUAAAGGUACCGGUACCUGGAAGGGAACCAAGCGCUCCGACAACUAUGGAGAGAUCAUGACCAAAAUGGGAAUCCCGGCCGAGGCUCAGGCGAUGAUGAAAGAUGCAGAGUUCCCGCUUGAGAUCACAGUGUCCGGGAACAGCUUCACCAGUAAGGGCACCCUGCUGGGCAAGACCGCUGAGAACACCUUCACUCUCGGACAGGAGUGUGACGAGACCGACCCAACCGGGAAAAAGAGGAAGGUGACCUACACCAUGGAAGGAGACACCCUGGUCUCCGUGCACCCGAACCAUGACGGGAACGGUCUGGUGGUCCGGCAGACACGCCGCUGGCUGGACGACAAGACCAUCCGUACGGAAUACAAGGUCGGUGAUCUGGAGGGAUUCACUGAGAUGCAGAAGAUCUAGAUCUCGGGAUCACUGUGUUCCACCGUGAUCCACUGUGAUCCACUUUGAUCCACUGGGUUCCAAUGUGAUCCACUGUGAUCCAUUGUGAUCCACUGGGUUCCAUUGUGAUCCACUGUGAUCCACUGUGAUCCACUGGGUUCCACUGGAUUUCAUUGUGAUCCACUGUGAUCCACUGUGUUUCACUGUGAUCCACUGGGUUCCAUUGUGACCACUGUGAUCCACUGGGUUCCAUUGGGAUCCACUGUGAUCCACUGGGUUCCACUGGGUUCCACUGUGAUCCACUGUGAUCCACUGGGUUCCAUUGUGAUCCACUGCGAUCCACUGGGUUCCACUGUGACCCACUGUGAUCCACUGUGAUCCACUGUGAUCCACUGUGAUACACUGUGAUCCACUGUUCUGUGGACAUGCCGCACUUCUCUUUCUUCUUGCACCACUUUCACAUCCCGACAGUUUUGUUGCCACCAUAUUAAAGAAUUGAGAAAAA